AUCAAACCCCAAGCCUCUAUAUCACCAAUCCCUUCUGAAGUUUCAUUCAACUUUGAAAUGGCUUCAAAGGCUCUAUACUCCACUGCCCUUCUUCUCUCCCUCAACCUCCUCUUCUCUUUGGUCACUUCCACCUAUGUCCCCUGCCCACCACCGCCAAAGCCAAAAACCCCUAGGCCGUGCUGCACCCCCAAGCCCACACCCACACCCAAGCCCACACCCACACCAUCACCAGCUAAGGGAAAAUGUCCUAUUGACACUCUAAAGUUGGGUGUGUGUGCUGACUUGUUGAAUGGUUUGGUGAAUAUUGUAGUAGGAACCCCACCAAAAACUCCUUGUUGCAGCCUCAUUAAGGGUCUUGCUGAUGUUGAAGCUGCUGUUUGCCUUUGCACUGCCCUUAAAGCUAAUGUGUUGGGGAUUAACCUUAACAUUCCUGUGGACUUGAGCUUGUUGCUGAACUAUUGUGGCAAGAAGGUUCCCUCUGGGUUCAAAUGCGCAUAGAGAAGAAAAACAAUACUGUUUUUUACUGUUUCUGAACAACUUUACAGUCUUCUUUUUGUUUCUUUUUCUUGGUGUUUUCAGUGUUUGGAUUGCUUAGUGGGUACUGUUUGAGAUGUUGUUAA
Molecule: messenger RNA, 620 nt
Organism: Ilex paraguariensis (yerba mate)
Lineage: Eukaryota; Viridiplantae; Streptophyta; Magnoliopsida; Aquifoliales; Aquifoliaceae
Source: the annotation of a GenBank genome assembly